AAAAAUUAUUCUACAAAGACGCAAAUAGGUGAAAAGGCACAAAUCAAUCAAAAGAGCGACGAAGUAUAAGUAGAGAAAAGUUUUAAAAAUUUUAUUUGUGAAGUAAAAAGAAAGAAACGAAGAAAAUCCACCAUGAAAUUCCAAUAUAAGGAAGAACAUCCAUUCGAAAAGCGACGAGCUGAAGGCGAUAAGAUCAGAAGAAAAUAUCCAGAUCGUGUUCCCGUAAUAGUCGAAAAGGCGCCAAAAGCCCGCAUUGGUGACCUGGACAAGAAGAAAUACCUGGUGCCAUCUGACUUAACCGUAGGACAAUUUUAUUUUCUCAUUCGCAAGCGAAUCCAUUUACGUCCCGAAGACGCGCUAUUCUUUUUCGUCAACAAUGUGAUUCCGCCAACAUCGGCCACCAUGGGAUCGUUGUAUCAGGAACAUCACGAAGAAGACUACUUCCUUUACAUUGCCUAUUCCGAUGAGAAUGUAUACGGUAGAAAGAAUUGAGAGGAAUGUUGUUAAUUGGGACUUGACUGCUGUAUUUUUGCGUAAUAGUAGAUACAGAAAUUUUGUGUUUCGAUUCUUUUAAAAUCUUUAUCACUAAACAAAAUGCAUAAACUUAGUAGCAAAAUGUCUCUGUAAUUUAAUUGAAACAGUAAAAGAAACAAAAAACCAAAACAAAAAAAAAAUUUAAGAAAAAGUUUAAAAAACAAAAAAGUUUUCCUGCCGUUAGAUUAUAGCGGGAAAAUUUUAAAUGCAAAAAAAAUGUUAUUUUCAGAUUUUAAUUAUAUUUUGUGUUGACUUUAUUAUCAGAUCACUUUAGCAAUUCGGUUGGAAUUUUUUGUCUUUUUUUAGUUUCAUUUUUCUCUUCCUCUUUUGUUAAAUUUUUAAACAAAAAUAAAAUUCAAAAAUAUUGGUCGUGUCCGUAUAAGAAAGCGAGAAAUGAA
This is a messenger RNA of Bradysia coprophila, 932 nucleotides long. RefSeq names its product GABA type A receptor-associated protein autophagy-related 8a. Lineage: Eukaryota; Metazoa; Arthropoda; Insecta; Diptera; Sciaridae. The record is from RefSeq and is a predicted model, not a curated record.